AUGCGGCGCCGUCCUCUGAGUGAUGCCUCUGCGCCCAAUGGACAGCUCGGGCGCCGAGGGCGGCUCACAGGCCGCCUCCGCUGCCUCUAUGCCCCAGCCGCCGCUCUACGCGGACUACGGGCGCGCGUCAGACCACGGGCUCCGAAACCCGGCGUCGGUGGCGGAGCUGCGCCGCGGGCUCUCGAAGGUCACCCUGCCCGCCUCCUCUUCGGGCCUGUCGGGCGCGUCUGUCCCCGUGCAGUCGGCGUCCGCGGCGAGCUGCGCCGCCCUCCAAGAGGCCGGCGGCGCGAGCGCGGGGGUGAAGGCGGUCGCGGCGCCGACCUCGCUGGUGGGCUCGGGGGGGGUUCGGGCGCGGAGCGCGAGCACCUGGAGCAGCCGCGGCCGCAGCCGCGGCAGCAGUCGCCGUUUGCGACAGACAUCGACCUGAUUGAGCUUCCCGACCGGAAGAAGCCGGGCGGGCGCCGGCGCCUGGUGCGGCUGCUGUGGAACCACGGUUUUUUCGUGGUGGGUCGGCUCCUCGCCCUCGGAUUCGCGAUCUUCCUCAUCUACUGCACGAUUGCGGACUUGGGCCGCUACCGCUGGCUGUCGCUGCUCGUGGCGAUUCCGAUCGAGUUCACGAUGCUGCUGCUGUGCGAGUUCCUGCUCAAGCUGCCCGCAUGGACGCGCACACUGGAGCGGCUGCUCACCGAGAAGCUCCUCUUCUACUCGCACCAGAUCAAACAGCGAAACAUCGGACCGCACCACAUGCACACGCUGCCGCUCUCCGCGGACGACGUGGCCUCAGAUGGGCAGGCGGGCGACGCGGAACGGGACGUCGACGACAACGAGAACAACGCUUCGUCGUCGCGCAGCGAGGAUCGGGAAGACAGCAAGAAGCUCGAGAGCGAGGUGGGGCGCUCGCGGCUCGGACCGCACUCGCGCGCGAGUUCGCAGGUCAGCGGCGCACGCCUCCCCGCGAACGAGGAAGAAGACGCUGCCGACGACAGCAGCACCAGCGACGUGCCUGACGGCAGCGAAAGGCGGUCGCGCCUUGGGGGCAAGCCCCGCUGCGGAGGCGCGUCAGAGGCCUCGGGGCGUCUCCACAGCGUGCCCGAGGGGUCGUAUGUCAACGGCGUCGACGUCCUCGCGGGGCGGAGCUACGGCCGAAGAAGUUCUGAACGACCUGGGCGCAGCCGCCACCGCAAGGCCAGCGACGAGUCGCCUGCGCCGUCAGGAAGCGGCGAGGACGACGAGGAGCGAGGCCGGAAGGCCGGCGGCGCCCGCAGAGACGGGCAAGCGCACCUCGCGCCGCGGCAGUCCACGAGUCUCUGGCGGCGGAUGUUUGGCGGCGCGAGUCGCCAGGCGAGCAGCGCCUCGCCGCAGCCGCGGUCGUCGGACUUUUGCAGGGUGGACUCGCUGGCCUCCUCAGUGCGGACUGCGCGCGGCGGCGCAGAGAGUCUCUCCGCGGCGGGCAGCGACAACGGCCGCCUCACCUUGCCUCCCAGCCUCGUCCACUGUGAGACCCGCCCUGCGGCCUCCACGCAGGCGCACUCCGACAGCGAGAGAGACGCCCAGAGGCGCUGGCGUGCAGGCGAAAGGCGCGCGCUGCGGGGCCCCGGACGCGCCGCGCACUCCCCCUACGACUUUGCGCCUCCUGUGUGCGCCGGCGUGCCGGCCGGCGACGCAGCCUACCCGCUGCGGUGCUUCCAGAGCGACGACUUGAGCAGUCUCUGGAUCACCUACCGCAGCCGACCUCCGGUGACUCGCAACCAGCACCGGCUUUCGCUGCCGGCGCCGACGGGCGCGUUCUCCUCCGGCGUGCCGGUCGGCGGCCUCUUCCGCGCGGCGCCGCACAGCCGCUCAGUCCGCCACGCGCGCGGCUCGCGCGCCGCCGCCGGCUGGGGCAGCGUCGGCGAGUUGGGCACUCUGGGAAGCCGCGAGGCCGGCGGCAAGACGCGCUCCGCCGCGAGAGGCAACUCGUGGAGACAGAUGCGCCGCUUCGGCGGCGGGGCUCGGAUGCGCGGGCUCACGAGCUGCGUGGAUCUGCGCACCGCCGCGGGGAGCCGAGGCGGGAGACGGGCGCCCAGUCGCGGAGGCGCGUCGAACAAGCUCGACGACGGGUCCGCGGCCGGCGACGACACGCUGGAAGAGGAGGACGGCUGCCAGUCCUCGCGGAUGGCCGACGUGUUUCGCCUGCGCAGCUUGUCCAAGAACUCCCGCAGCGGCAAGGCGGUCGAGCAAGGGGCGCUGCAGCCGAAGAAGACACGCGGGCCUCUGUACCUCUCCACGGACGUGGGCAACCGGGGUGCGGCUGGGAGCCGCAGCCACGAGGCUCCGCGCGACUCGGGCGCGGACGGCGUCGCCGGCGGAGAAGACGACGCGGACGACGCCGGAAACGCGGGCGACGGAGGGCUCCGGCGGCGCGGCGCGACACUGUCGUGGCUCGGCGGGGGGACGGCGUAUCGCUGCUUCGACGAGCCUGAGCGGAGUUUUAUUUUCCGCAGGCCCCUGGGUCGCGGCUACUCGUUGGGGGGCUUCGAGAGCCGGACGCGGUUCCUAGGUGGCGGUUCGGGGCCGCGGCACGGGGGCGAUUGGCGUUACGGCUUUCGGUUUCUGAUGCUGGACGAAGACGACGGCCUCGUAGAUGAGCCCACCAUGUAUGAGGUUGAGGACUUGGAGCCGCCGGAGAGCGACCUCGACGACGACAGCUACGAGAAAAAGGGCCGCGACCUCGCGCGGACGCGGCGUCAACAGCUCGCGUCGUGGUGUCGGUGCUGCCGCGACGUGUUCGUCCUCAUGUGCCGCUGCGGGUUGGUGGUUUUCGAGUCGAUCGCUGUGCCCGCGCUCGCCAGCGCGGCCUUUCUCCUCGCGGUGCUGCUGCGCACGAUGGCGUGGUGCGCCGUCUGGGUAUGGGCGUCGACGCACAUGGAGCGCGAGCCGCAGAGCAAAGACUUGUUUGCGUGGCAACUUCGCAAUUUGCCGCAGGCGUACUACUUCGUCGAAAGCACCUUUCUCUGGAUGGUCACCUUCGACUACUGCGCCGGACUCUUCACGGCACCCCGAAAGCUCCCGUACAUCCUCAGUCCGUACUCGAUCGUGGAUCUGCUCACCAUGCCGAUGACUUCCUUCCUCGUCAACUGCUUUGUCCAGGAGCAUCACUUUGGCUCCUCCCCCGAGACCCACUGGAACGACGGGGCCUACGGAGACCCUGACAACCUCUACGACCCGCGGACGAAGCACGACCAGUUUCCCUGGCUUCUACUCUUUGGCUGGCUGCGUUUCCUCCGCCUGGUGAAGACGGAACACGUGCUCUCGCGCUGUUUUCCGCAUCUGAGCAUCGUCAAGCUGCGCAUCGUCUCGAUCGUCGUCUCCUGGCUCAUGAUUGUCCUCACCUUCGCCGGCGGCAUGUUUGUCCUCGAGGCCCCGGAGCCGGACAUCAACUACACGAACGUCUACGACUUUUGCUUCUACGCCAUCGUGACCGUGAUGACUGUCGGCUACGGCGACUUCGUGCCGCGGUCGGCGGCAGGGCGCACGCUGGCUAUCGUGACCAUCAUCUCGACGUUCGCCUUCCUGCCUGGAGAAGUCCAGCGGCUCAUGGAGGCGCUCCGCGAGCCGCGCACGAUCGUCGGGUCUCCGCCCGCGCCGGGCGACGACUAUCUCUGCAUCGUCGGCCCUAUCCAGCCUCUGCAGCUGUCGGUCAUUUGCCGGGAGAUCGCGCGAGCCUUCCCAGGGAGCGUGCGCUCCAUCCUCGUGGUGACGCCGCUGCCCGUCUCGAGCUACGACAGCACGUGCUUCUUCUCGCUCUCGGUCUGCAUCCGCGGCGGCGUCAAGGGCGAGCCGCUGCCCUCAAACAUCCGCUCCUACUGCUCGAACGCGCGGGCGGUGUUCAUCUUCAGCAACACGCGCGCCUACCAAGUCUCCGCGGCGGCCGGCGGGCUCUCGGAGGGCGCCGCGGCCGCGCGCGCAGACCUGAGUUGGACGGAGGGCGUGGAGACUCGCGAGCAGGAGGAAGACCAGAAGACGCUGCUGCGGUUCAUGGGCGUGCGUACAGUCUGCUUUCCGGUGCGUCCCAUCAAUGUGCAGCUGAUCCACGACCACCGCAAGGCCCUGGUGAAGGAGAUGGGCGCGUACUGCACUCUGUGCAUCAACGAGGUCAAGAUGAAGCUGCUCGGCAAGAGCUGCGCCGACUGUCCCGGCUUCGUCUCGCUCAUCGCCAACUGGUUCACCUUCUGGCGUGCCAGCGAGGAGUCGACCGGCAUCGCGCGCGCCGCCAGCCGCGCGCGGCUCGCCGCGGCCUCCAGCCUGGGACCGCGGCGGAAGACCGACUUCCAGCACUACGCGGACGGCGCCGUCUACAACAUCUACCGCAUGGAGUUCCCCGAGUCUAUGUGGGGCCUGCACUACAAGCUGCUCACGCGACUCCUGUACACUCACUACGAGGUGUUCCUCAUCGGCAUCAUUGCCAUCACCAAGGAGAUCUGGAUCAACCCGUUCCGCUACAUUGUCGGCGAGGAACUGAUCCACGGAUACACCACCUGGCCGUUCGCCGGCAUCGUCCUCGCACCCUCCCUCGAGACCGUCGUCAAACUCAGCACUCUCCGCGACUUGCCUGUCAAGGUGCCCCGUGCUCCGUGCUUCUCCUCCGGAGUCGGCGGCGCGCGCACAACCCACCCCUGCUACAGCUUCCCCGCCAGUGGCGCCGAAAAAGCUGGCGGCGCCGAGGACGGUCGUGGCGGGGGUCUCCGGAAGCGCGGCUGGAGCGCGAAGGCCCCGCGAGCUGCGGACGACAAGGCGGCCAAAGGCUCUGCAUGCCACGUCGGGCUCCACGGCUACCUCGCCAGCGAGGCCGACCUUCGAGGCGGCGAGUCGCCCGUGGCGUCCUGUGGAGACGGAGUUGCGGGGGCGUCGCGGAUCUCCUCGCCCCAGCGGCCCUGCCCCGGCGUCUCUCCGGGCGGCGAGUGCUACCCGUCGCCCUCUUCGAAGGCGAGUCACGCGGGGGCUGGACUGGCGGCUCAGGGCUCCUCGCUGUCAGCGAUUCAGGGUCACCCUCCACCGCCGUCUGUUUUCUCCGCGUCGCUGGGGCCCCCGGCGUCGUGCUUCGCGUCGGCGUACGCAGGCCCAGGCAGCGUCGGCGGCCCUGCUCGCUUCAGCUUCUCGCCGCUCGCAGCGGCGGCCGCCGCAGUGCCUGGGGUCGCGGGCGCGACUGCCUUCCGGGAGGGACUGCCGCCGUCUGCCUCGCCCCACCAGUCCGCCGCCUGCGCGGUGCCGCUCUGCUCCUUCCACCGCGGCCACGUCGCCUCGGGUGGCACCCCGGUGUUUGCCGCAGCAGCUGCUGCGCCUCUGGGAGCGGCCGGAUGCGCCUCGCCCCUUCCGGCCCUGCCGGGCGCCGCCGCGACCGCCGCGACCGCCGCGCAGCACGUCGCGGGGGGGGCAGGGCCGGUGGAGCCCGGCGGGGCUGGAAGGGGCGAGUGGAGACCGGGGUCUGCGUUCUGCGUGAUGUGCCAGCGAGACAGCGCGCCGUCGCCGUUUGAAUCGAUUCCUUUCGGCGACCUGUCUGACGCAGGCCCGUCUGCGGCCUUCUCGUACGUCUUCGACUUGCACGGCAACCGGCGCGGAGCGCUGGGCGGCAUCACCCAGACGCAGUCGGUGGCGGAGGCCCGGCGGUGCAUCUUUGCGAACCCCAUGAAUCCCCUGAUUCUCGCCUGCGGCUGGCCGCGAGGCCUCCGGAUCUUCCUGCAGGCGCUGCUUGCGAACGGCGCGUACAACGUGAUGAUUCUGUCGCCCUGCUGCCCUGCAACAGUGGGGCCGACGGACUUUGCGGCCUACACGACGUGCUGCGCUCACGUCCGCGGAAGCGCCCUAAGCACCACCGAUCUGCUGCGCGCCGGCGCGCUGCAGGCGAAGAAUUGCGCCGUCUUCAGCACGCUCCACGUCACCUGGAAGGGCGACCUCAGCGCGGAGCGCCUCGACACUCAGGCCCUGCUGGUGCGGAAAACGAUUCAGGCUCUGUUCCGCGCCUGUCCCGCGAUGCGGAUCCAGUCUCAGGGCCUCCCGCCCCCCGUGCCGGCCGCGGCGGAGCCGUACGCACCCGGAGACACGCCGUCGGAGCAGGACGACUUCGACCGCGAGAACGGCUCCGGCGGGUACGGAGACAGAGCCGCGCCGGGAAGCCUCGGCGGCGCGCAGACAACGCAGGGGGCCUCCGCAGGGUCCGCCGACAAGGGUGCGGCGCGCGCAGGAGGCAAAGUGAUGAUGUUUUCGAGUCUCCACUCGAGCGCAGAAGGAGACUCUGGAGCCCCGGCGCCCCCGGUGGGUUCCGCGGCGGGGGCGAGAGACGUGCGAGCCGAGAACCCUGCAGGCCCCCUCCUCCAGGCUGCACCUCGCCACGGCGCUGGAGCCUGGCGAGAGGAAGCGUGUGACAGCGACGACAGUGAUGAAGACAGAGGCUCGUGUGGCGACUUCUCCGUCGAUGUGCGGCCGCUCGAAGGCCCGCCGCCGCGCGUGGCGAACGGCCUCGCUGAUUUGGGGGCGUUCACCAACGGACUGCGCAGGUGCGACGAAGCAUCUGCCCGCCUGUCGGCGCGUUCGCACGCGCCCAGACGCCUCUCCGGCUCCACGCCUCCGAUGCUGUCGUCUGCGGACUCUGACAGCCCGCCCGACGACUCCCCAGUGGACUGCCAGCAAGCUCGUGUUUCACGUCAAUCGGCGGAGUGCCUCGCCCAGAGUGAUCUCGCUUCGUGGCCGUCGUCUGCGGGAUUGUCUCUGCGCGCCUGCUCGCUCCCUCCGCGUCGCCUCCUUGGCCCUUUGAGCGAGGCCUCGACGCCGCCGCUCUCGCCCUGGGUUCCGUUGUCCCCUGCGCCUCGGAAGACGGAGGCGCCCGAUCCGCGCUUCUUUGCCUCCGAGGCCUGCCACAGCACUCCCCCGCCGCCUCCAGUCACUGCGCCGACGCCGGCGACCUCCAGCGCCUUUUCCCCGGCCAACGCCUCGGCCUCGCCCGUUGUGCAGCCCGUGGGCAGGCCUGAGGCGUCCCCAGUCGCGGGGCUGCAGCUCCCGUCGCCCGGCGGAGCGUCCUCGUCGGCGGGCCUCUCGCCCGCGGGGGGUCCAGCAGACCCGACGACGCCCCUGGCCGCGGAGAAGACGCGAGAGCAGCGCCAGCACCAGUCGGCAGUGCAGCACGAACUCGAGCAGUUGCUAGAGGAGCAGCACUUUCAAAGUCAACUUCGCCAGCAGCCGACCCUCGCGUCGCAAGCCGGCGGAAGUCGGCACGCGUCUGCCACUUCGUACGCUCACUUGGCGCGCUCGGGGUCCUUGUCAGCCGGGUCCGCGAACCCGCUGGCUCUAGACCCUGAAACCGUGUCGAGCUUGGGCAUCCGGCUGCCGGUCGCCGGCGCGGCAGCCCCGGCAGGGACGUCCCCACAGGGCGGCGCAGUCCCACGCGGCGUGCUCGCCGUCGCGGGGCCGGGGGGACUGCCGGUGCCCCCAGGUGGAGCCCAAGCGAGCCCGCAGAGUAGCGCGACCGGUCCUGCGCUUCAAACUCUGGGCUCCUUCCCCACGUCGAGCAACCCCGUCGCGCUGUCGCCCGUGUCGCACAGUGCCUCUCUGGCGGGCGCGUGCGCGGCGGGCCUGCGGAUUGGCUCCGCGGUCGCCGGGGUCGAGGAGGCCGGUGCGUCGCCGGGCGUCGCCUCCGCAAUGGGCAGCGGGGUUUGGGGCACGCCCGCGGUCCCUGGGGCACCCGUCCCGGGCGUGGGUUCCCCGGGGGACCUCGAGGGACACAGGGCCGCGUUCCGCCUCGCCUCCGACCCUGCACGCGGCCCGGUGCCACAGUUGGGCUCCAGCGCCGCGCCCGGAGGGGCGGCGCCAGCCGGGUAUCUCGCAGGCGCCGGAGAGUCGUGUCUGCGCGGCUCGGAGUUCGAAGAAAACUCCCACGCGGCGGCGCGCUUCUGGCGGCCUGCAGGCCCUGCAGGCGCUGGCGCCGGCGCCGCGGUCGCGGUCGCGGUCGCCGCCCCAGAGAGGGAGCGAGACGCCGGCAAAGACUACGCCGCGACCUUCCCGCCGUCGUGCCUGGCGGCAGCCGCGGUUGGGCUGGAAGGCGGGUCGGACAUGAGCAGUCACGGGGUGCCAGACGAGGGCCCUUCGUUCCUCCAAAGCGCCGCGGCACGAACCAACGUCGGCGGGGCGGGCGGGGAGAGGCCUGAUGGGCUGUGGCGCGUCCCCGAGGCGAUCGACUUGCAGGCCCUGAUGGACGAGAAAGCGCGGAAAGAGCCCGGAAUUUUCCUCGACCUCAAAGAGGCGUCAUUCUUGGAGUACUGCGACAACUCGAUGCUGAUGAACGAGUCACUCGUCUGGGAGCGCAUCGGGCCCUACCGGCAGACCUGGGCGGCGGAGCAGCGGCAGAUGACCGCUGCGUACCUCGGAAGUCUGCUCUUCGCCUCGGGACACGCCUGCGUAGAGGACAUGUUCUACGGCUUGAUGGCGCACUCGCUGCCGGUCUCCAAGUACGCCGUAGACGCCUCGGUGAUUGACUACCUCGUCGAGAACCGGAAAGAGCCGUUGAGCGCCAAGACUCGUUUGAAGAGGCGCCUGAUGUGCCCUCCGAGCGUCAGCGUGACUUCGCCGGCGCCGGCGGUGUCGCCACUUGGUCUGGAGCCCGUCCCCCCGAUGUUUGUCGGGGUGCCCUUCAAGCGUCUUUUCGAGCACUUUAUCAAGUUGGAGAAGAAAAUCGCAAUCGCCAUCUACCGCCAGUACCGCGUCACAACCGACUACGCAGGAAACCGCCGCCCGAAGAAGCUCGUCCUCUGCUGUCCUUCGCAGCAGCUCCGGCUAAACGCCUUUGACAUGGUCUACGUUCUUCGACCUUGCAGCACAGACGAACUCCGCGCGCCGCGCGGCUUCUUGUGA
This is a messenger RNA of Besnoitia besnoiti, 8880 nucleotides long. Its product is annotated as ion channel protein. The transcript has 8 exons. Lineage: Eukaryota; Apicomplexa; Conoidasida; Eucoccidiorida; Sarcocystidae. Gene Ontology annotation, biological process: potassium ion transport. Gene Ontology annotation, cellular component: membrane. The coding region runs from base 1 to 8880 and encodes 2959 amino acids. The record is from RefSeq and is a predicted model, not a curated record.